AUGCUCGUGCACCGUGCGCGCUCCCGGCGGGUCGCGGGGUCUCGCCGAGGAGAGGGUCACAUUGAUCGGGAUUGUGGAGAGAGGACCCUGAAGCAAUGGCUUAACCUGUGGGGUUAUGAGAAAGGGUGGAUCUCCAACCUCCAACAAAUCCGGGCCCCCCCUCCGCAUCCGCAUCCACCCACUCCCCCCCGACUGAACUCCCCAAUCCCUCCCACCGGAGAGAAAGGCGUGCGCCUGCUCUGUCGCUCUGGGCUCGGCUUGAAUGCAUCACCCCGGGGCGCUGCUUGGACCAAUUGUGUGGAUCUGAGGCGCGGACACAAUCGAAGAGAUGCACAGGGCACACAACAGCCGAGGACGCGCUCUGAGAAGGGGGGAAUAAAGGCACAAAAGAGGCGAGCGGAGGACCAAAGAAAGACACAAUAA
Knipowitschia caucasica is the source of this 423-nucleotide messenger RNA. NCBI's taxonomy places the organism in Eukaryota, Metazoa, Chordata, Actinopteri, Gobiiformes, Gobiidae. The record is from the annotation of a GenBank genome assembly.